This is a messenger RNA of Amphibalanus amphitrite, 1792 nucleotides long. Its product is annotated as Golgi-specific brefeldin A-resistance guanine nucleotide exchange factor 1-like. Lineage: Eukaryota; Metazoa; Arthropoda; Thecostraca; Balanomorpha; Balanidae. The transcript has 14 exons. The record is from RefSeq and is a predicted model, not a curated record. The annotation marks the transcript as partial.
AAAUGUCACAUAUGGGUCGAAUUCCAUGAGCGGGGAGGAUGUCCAUGGGUAGUUUUUGCUUAUUUAAGUAAAUAAUUAACAUUGUGCGAAUGAAAGUCACUUCAAAAGAAGCCUGAACACAUUGGAAAUCUUCCAGGUCGCCACCAUGAGGCCACCAGGGAACAUUCUCUACAUCAUCCAGGGGGAGAUGUCUAUCCUCCUGACGGCCAUGCGCCGCGGUCCGCGCUGGUCCGGAUACAGCGCACAGCAGGACGAGGGCCAGGACAGCCUGCUGAAGGCCUUCGCGGAGCUGAAGGUCAUCCUAAGCCAUACUGAACACUGGGAGGACCUGGAUCCGUCGACAGUCAUCACUCCGUUCCUGAACGUCAUCCGUGACAAUGACACCCCGGGACCGGUCACUGGACUGGCUCUGGGGGCCGUCAACAAACUGCUCUCCUAUAACAUCAUAGACCCCAGCCUGGAGUCUGCCCCUGCGGUGAUGGAGAGUAUCGCCGACGCUGUGACUCACGCCCGGUUUGUGGGAACGGAGACUUCCAGUGACGAGGUGGUUCUCGUCAAAAUACUGCAGGUACUGAGGACUCUACUGAUGAUUCCCUCCGGGUAUCUCCUCUCCAACGAGUCCGUCUGUGAGAUCAUGCAGAGCUGCUUCCGACUCUGCUUUGAGCCACGGCUCAGCGAGCUGCUGCGCCGCUCUGCUGAGCACAUUCUGACCGACCUGACUCAACUGCUGUUCACUCGACUGGCCGAAAUGUCAGAGGAUGAUCAGACCAGCUCUCUGGCCCGGAAGCUGAAGAUGCGCUCGGGAAGUCUGGACGGGCGGGGGAAGAAGAAAGGAAAGUUUCCCCGGCUGAAGUACAGAAGGAGGCAAGGAGAAGGAAAGGAUGCGAUGGGAAAGGAACAGGGCAAAGAUGGUGCUGCUGUGUCCGGCGUUGUGAAGAAGCCCGACAGUCUGCCGGUGGAACCCACCACCACGGAGUCACAGUCGGAGGGAGGCGAACAGACUAGCCUGGAAACUGGUACACCCUCUGACAGAACACCUCUCGCCACCACACCGGGCGUCCCUAAGGGCGCCGUGGUCGAUUUGAACCACCUGGACCGAGUUCAUGUGCCGGAGACUGUACGUGAAACCCCGGAGGAGGGCCCGCCAGUGGUGCCAUCUACUGAAUCUACCGGGGAAGUACCGGUUGAAGAUGGGGAGAGUGUGACAGAAGAGCAGAGAAGUGGAGGAGAUGGAGCGGGGGAGAAUCGAGAGCCUGACGACGCCCAGCCGUCUACAGAGCAGCCUCAGGCAGCGGCCAAUGUCGGCCCGGAGGGGCCCGCAGAGUCCGCCGAGCCGCUCUCUACGGACGGUGAGGCCCCCUCGGACGCCGUCUCACUAUCGGGCGCCUCAGCCGAACCGCCGCCCGAUGAGACGGAGGAUGAACUGAGGGAGAACCCGCAGGGGGUGAAGUUCACGGGACGAGGAAGAGGCUCGGGCCCUCUGGUGCCCUACGGCUUGCCCUGUGUGCGUGAGGUGCUCAACUUUUUCGCCUCACUCACGUGCCCUCUGGAUCGGAACAACUCCGACUUUAUGAUCCACUGCGGGCUGGGACUGCUGGCGGUGGCGCUGGAGACGGGAGCCGAUCAUAUGGCCAGACUGCCCUCGUUGAUGGCGCUGGUUAAAGACGAGAUCUGCAGGAACCUGUUCUCGCUGAUGAACUCCGAGCGCUUGUCCAUCUUCUCGGCGUCUCUGCGCUGCGCCCUACUGCUCUUCGAGUCUCUGCGCUCCCACACCAAGUUUCAACUGGAGACC